Stylophora pistillata is the source of this 1657-nucleotide messenger RNA. RefSeq names its product nucleoporin NUP42. The record is from RefSeq and is a predicted model, not a curated record. Gene Ontology annotation, molecular function: metal ion binding. Lineage: Eukaryota; Metazoa; Cnidaria; Anthozoa; Scleractinia; Pocilloporidae.
GAGCAAUGUGUCAGGAAUGACUGGAAAUGUUUUUGGGAAUACUUUAAGUGCCAGUAAUCAGCAAAUUGGAAUGACCAGUCGUCCCUUAACUAGCCAAUCCACGACCAUGUCUGGUACAAACUUUAGCCAAUCAGCUGCUUCAAAUUCUGGCUUCUUUGGUAAAGAAACUGAAUCAAAACCUGGAGUUUUUGGUUCUGUACCUUCCCCGGCAGUGACUGCGGCUUUUCCAAGUGAAUCCCAAGCACAGAAAGACAUUGGCACAAACCCUUCAAACCAUACAUCGGGCAGCUCAAUGAGAUCUACUCCAAAAGCCAUGUCAUCAACAGAACAGUCAAGAACUUUAUCUUUAACUUGUAGUGAAGAAGAUAUGCAAGCCUUCAGGGCGGACAGUUUUGUUCUUGGAAAGAUACCAGAGUGUCCGCCACCAUUAGAGUUAUGUUAAAAACUUUGAUCCUUGAAAAGCUGAGAGACUCUUGGCAGCUAGUCUCGUGUAAACUCUAGCGUGAACUCUUCAGCUCUUCGUUUUCUAUUCCUGUCAGUCUUCACCUUCCAAAACCCUCGUUGUUUCUUUUUGGUUUAUUAGUGUCUCUUUGGUGUUUGUCCGCUGCGGGAUUUAUUCCUAUAUUGGGUAGCACUGACGGGGAAACUAGCUACAGAUCGCAAUACUGUUUUACUAAAGGCACCAAGGACUCGCGACCUGUCUAUUCUCGGUCUUCUUUGAUCACUUGGUUCUAAAAUAUACAAUUCUACUUACAUUAAUUUCACUUCAUUUUGACUCUAUCUCUGAUUAAUCUUUUUCUGAUUCUUACACUCUGUUUCUCACCGAGUGACUCCCGCUUUACAACUUCUCACUGAUUUCUAUUUAAACUCUACGGUACAUGAUGCUUAAACAUAUUCUCUGUCGGUAGGCACGAGUGUGCAUAAUAGGCGACAGACUAAACAUUUUUGUUGGAUCGCUAACCCAAACACUUUUCCAGGAAUCUCACAAAAUGAACAACAAUAUACUUGUACUUCCGAUCAACUGAAUCAAUUCAUGACAACGUAAGCCAAAACAAGAACUUUCGUGUGGGUCCAAAGCAAGGUCAGUAGACAAAUAAGCACAUGCACUGAUGCGAGGUAGACAAGACUCACUGAUUUGAAAACUCAUCGUGAUAGUUCAACCUAAAUAACUUCGGAAUUUCAUUUCAUGUUAAUAGUAACUACAUGCCUAAUAUAAACGAAUGACUAAAUCAUACUGAACUAACUUACUAGUUUUUCGUAACAGUUAAAACGGUUUCUUCUUAAAAGCUCUUAAAAUAUCCGUUCUUUGUGUAGCGCAGAUCAGUUGAAUCGCAGACACCCACAAAUAAGGUCAGGUGGUGGACAGAAAGGCAUUCAAUCGACAAUUACCUUUCUGCUUUCAUUAAAAUUUUGCUGGACAAUCAGAUUACAGAUCUGCAAAGCAGAAUCGUGGUAAAUGUACAUAGAAUAGAAACUAGAAUGUACUCAGAGAAAUUCCAUUGAAAUUCUCGAACCGUAUCGAAGAGGACAGCAUUGUUAGUCAUCUCAAAAGGAUCACCUAUCGGGGCCCUAAAGUGAAUUAAGCACCUGAUCCCAGCAUCAACCUUACAUCUCAUUUACCAAGCUUUAGUAAAACCACACUUUGAUUACUCUGACA